AGCCAUCCAACCCAUGGCAAAGGGCCGGUCCAAGCGCGAAGUCGUGGAGGCGCUGCCGCCCCACGACUACUUGGCCAAGUCCAAACUCUUCAGCUUCGACCUCACCGGGGAGCUGCAGAAGGUCCAUGCAGCUGAGGCGAGGCGGCACCUGGCCUGCCUCACCACGCCCCCCGUGGGCCUCGUAGAGCGGAAAUGCCCCUAUGGGGCGCCGCUGAAGAGGAAAGUGCGGAAGGUGGCAGUGAGUCAGUCGCAGCCUGUCCUUCUGCCUCUGCCUGAGGCAGAGCAGCCGAAAAGGGUACCUGGCCUGGUGCUGAUGGAGAUUCCCAAGGACCCCACCAGCCUUCCCAGCGAGCACGCGGAACGGAUCAGCCACCUGGAGAGCAAAAUCGCAGAGAAGGACCUGCAGGAGCUUCAGCUCCAGGACCGGCGCCCGGAGCGCCUCGCGAAGCUGGCGAAGCUCGCGCGCAGCGCCUCGGGCGUCGACUUCGGCUUCGACCGGCUGCCGGAGGGCCUGGCCUCGGAGGCCAAGACGCAGUACUUUGCCCGCAGCCCGGAGAUCGUCCGCGACAUUGGCUGUGGCAAGGACAGCCGCUUCUGCCGGCCCUGGGGCCCAUACGAGCAGCACCGAGAGGCCUACUGGAGGCAAACGCAAGCGCUGCAAGCGCUUCAGGUCGGGCGCGGCCAGUGCUGCGCUUCUCCCGGUGCUGGGGCUCGGGGUGCUUGCGAAUCGCUUGGAAAGCGCCCAUGACAUCCGGUCGGACCAUGCUACAGACGAACUGAUGCCUUUGAAAUCUUGGGAUUGAGCAGUGUAGACCAAUAAUUUCCCGAGGAUGUGGCAGAGCACUUAGAUUGAUCACCUGAGCAGAUCACUACGACUCUAGGAAAGCAGGAGCGGGUGUGCAGGAGGUUAUGCAACUAUCAACCGUUUCCUGCUGAACCAUUCCAUUCUGAUGCUGCUCCGCAAAGCCGCGAAACGUCGCUCAGCGCCAGAUCUGGUUGGGCUGCCAAAAGAAGCGCCCUGUAUCUCAGAGAAAGCCAUGCGCCGUUGCGCCCAUCCAAUGAG
Messenger RNA from Effrenium voratum, 1063 nucleotides. Lineage: Eukaryota; Dinophyceae; Suessiales; Symbiodiniaceae. The record is from the annotation of a GenBank genome assembly.